Molecule: messenger RNA, 1431 nt
Organism: Umbelopsis ramanniana AG
Lineage: Eukaryota; Fungi; Mucoromycota; Umbelopsidomycetes; Umbelopsidales; Umbelopsidaceae
Exons: 6
Coding region: 27-1262 (411 amino acids)
Biological process (GO): monoatomic cation transport; transmembrane transport
Cellular component (GO): membrane
Molecular function (GO): monoatomic cation transmembrane transporter activity
Source: RefSeq, a predicted model, not a curated record
GUCCAGCUGUCCUUUUUUGUUCAGAGAUGACUACCGUGACCGUAACAAGCACCGCCGAGACGCAAAGUCCUACGCUGAAUCACCCAUACGUUGAGGCAUUCAACCGAAAUGCAAUAGGAUCCUCGACAGCUAUACAAUCCGGAAGCUCGGCUUCACACCGGUCCAUUUCUGUAGCUGAUAAUGCAUCGCUGGAGAGUGGUGAAAUGAGUCAGCCCAAUGACCCGCUCUUAUUACAAAACAUGAAGAAAAAUGAAGAAGAUAUAAAGCUUAUUCGAAAAAACGGCGGCUCACGACGAGUUCAAAAGUUUUACAGAGAGCAGAACAGUCUUAUCGACGAAAUGCUUGGCCCUUUAAACCCAGAGAGCGCUGAGGACGAAGAAAAACGGCUACUCAAGCUCAAGAUAGCUGUAUAUGGGUCCGUGGUAGCAAAUGUUGCACUCUUCGCUCUGCAGCUGGCUGCUGCUCUAUUAUCUGGAUCCUUGUCCAUUUUCGCCACAAUGGCUGAUGCAUUUAUGGAUCUUUUAAGUUCGGCUGUCUUGUUGUGGGCUACACGACAAGCUGCCAGACCUAAUUUGAUGAAAUAUCCAGCUGGAAAGGCUAGAAUGGAAACUGCAGGCAUUAUCGUUUUCGCAUGCUUGAUGACUUGUGUUGCUAUCUUUUUGAUUAUUGAGUCGGCUCAGAAGCUCGCGUCUGGUGGCCAUGAACCCAAUCUUGAUUACAGAUCGAUUGCCUUUGUCGCCACGGCAUUAGGUACCAAGUUCGUCCUUUACUUAUACUGCAGAACCCUUGCUACACAUCAAUCGGCUCGUGUCUUGGCACAAGACCAUCGCAACGAUCUUCUCGUCAACUCUUUAGGUCUCCUCACCGGUAUCUUGGGUUCAAAGCUUGCUGGUUGGGUAGAUCCUGUUGGAUGUAUUCUCAUUGCCUUGAUCAUCAUGCGAAGUUGGAUCUCAACGUUGAUAGAAAACAUCCAACUUAUCGUUGGCAAAAGCGCUGAUGUUGCUUUCCUUCAACGCGCUACAUACAUUGCUUUGACUCAUCCUGGCGUCACUGCUGUCGACACUUGUCGUGCAUACUAUGCUGGCAACAACCUGUUUGUUGAAGUGGACAUUGUGCUCCCUCCUGAGAUGCCUCUACGAGAAACCCAUGACAUUGGUGAAGCGUUGCAGAUCAAACUUGAAAGUCUUCCCAGUGUCGAACGUGCAUUCGUGCAUGUCGAUUAUGAAGUUAGCCAUAAGCCCGAGCAUUCCAAAAAUGUAUAGGUUAAGCCAUGUGUGCUGUAGGAGGCAGACGAUAUAUCAUUGAAGUGCGAUUAAUUCGGUGCGUAAAGAAGGCUUAAUAUAAUUACAUAGCAAUAAAAACAUUUGCGAAGCUACAUAUUCGCAAGAUUGCACAGGACGUUUACUCGUCCAUUACGUAUAUAACAUCUGA